Corticium candelabrum is the source of this 2304-nucleotide messenger RNA. RefSeq lists its product as uncharacterized. NCBI's taxonomy places the organism in Eukaryota, Metazoa, Porifera, Homoscleromorpha, Homosclerophorida, Plakinidae. The transcript has 14 exons. The record is from RefSeq and is a predicted model, not a curated record. Bases 1050 to 1904 code for a protein of 284 amino acids.
AGGAUGAUGGUGGAAAAAAGGAAAUGUUGGUCCAUUUCUUUGUGAUGAAGCAACUCUGAUGGUUUCGUGAGAUGCGGGUCUCACUUGGGACAUGGCACUGCAAGAGAGCGGCUCCAAUGCAAGGGGAUUUGAUUUUUUGUUUGGCGACCACGGCAGCUACAUGGCAGCUACUGAUCAUUAGCAACAGUCGACGUAUCUUCAGUAAGUUACUUAAGGCAAUAAUCAAUGUAAUAUGAUGAUAUUGAAGUAUGUAAACAGAGAGAAGAAUAUACAUCCACACAGAGAGACAAGCAAACAGAUGGAUGGACAGACAGACAUGCAGACAGACAUGCAGACAGACAGACAGACAGACAUUACAGUUAUGAGUUUGUGCAUUUUUAUAGUUACAGUUGUAAUGAGGUAAUGGACUCAACGUGGCCUGGCAUUCAGUUUAGCAAUUCAAACAAUCUCAUUGUGAACGGUAUGUUUAGUGAACCCGAUGAAACAACAGAAAUUGCAACAGUCUUUUGUAGUCAAUUGGAUCAGCGUAAUUUCUUUCAGAAUUGAGUGGUUGUGCAAUUGAACUUUACAACUUUGUUUCCCAAGAAAUGUGAACCGUGUGACUAUAAGGAUUGGGUGCCACUGGAAGAAUGACUACGGAUACGUUCUAAGUUCAACGACAGCAGACAAAUGCAUCGAAUCCAAACGCAUCACAACGUACAAUCCAAAGAACCACUGCACCGAAGGCGAGACGAUCAGCAUAACUCAAGGAUAUGGUAAGGUGUCAGGUGAUGUAUGCAGAGGCGGAGACACGAGUCAAUGGGCAACAAAACAAGAGAAAUGUGUUGCAAUGGCUCGUGGCGAGUUGACGUUGGAGUCUGAUAUUGAAGGCAGUGGAGUUGCCAUCGGACGACAAGUACAUUUUACAUUGAGACAAAAAAGGGUUUUCUUUCGAGGUAUCAAGUACGUGUGGUAGUAUUGGUGACAAAUCUCAACUCGUCUCAACUCUUCAUGUCGAUAACUUCCCUGUAGUUAAGAAUCACUCGUACUCGACAGCUGGUAGCUACAACAUGACGAUGAAUGCCAGCAAUAGUGUUGGGUUGUCGACCGUGCAACUAGUGGUGAGAGUCUACGACGUCAUAUCAACCUUGAAUAUUAUCCCUCCUCACGCCGUUUUACCAACCAACAACGUCACUUUCAUCUGCCAGCCAACAGGCAACACACUCGCACCAAUACAUUACGAAUGGAAGUUUGGAAACGACGACGCAUCGUUCACACUGACACGAAAUCACACCAUACAUCACGUGUUCGGAUCGACUGGAAAGUUUCUCAUCUUGGUGACUGCAUACAAUCCCGUGUGGACGAAGUCAUCACAUGUUUACGUUUCAGUCUACAGUGCAGUACGGACGUUGCGUCUCGGUUUCAGUCGUUCCGCUGUCAUGGAAAGAGCUACGCUUGAUGAUUUCGAUAGUCUGAUGGCUGAUAGUUUGGUUAAUGUGGUUGCACAGGUGACUGGAUAUGAUACGAGUCGAUUUGAAGCAUUUGUGGUCUACCCUCCUGCAUCAGAUCAAGUUGAAGUCGAUUUAUCUGUAGUCGCCAACAACAAGGAUGAAGAGAGUGACAUUGAAACAAUCUUGCAGUGGGUGAAAUAUGCUGUGGAUGCACACGAAAUCACUGUGGUGUUGACACCACAAAGUUCACAAAUCGAAGGAAGUUCACUGAUUGAAGCAAUUUCAUCACAAGAAGUGAUUGUAAAUCCUCGUAUCCAACCAUCAUCUGCCAAACAUGUCAAUAGUGUUGAUGGUAAAACCAUGGUAUCAUCAUCAUCACCAUAUUGGCUCUACUCAUCAUCAUCAUAUCCAUCAUAUUUGGCAUGUGGUACAGACAACGUUACUCAAGACUUGAGAACUCAUACUUUAGAUUGAAUCAAGACAGGAAUGUUCACCUUACAUUAGAUGAAGAUGACAGCGACGACGACUCUCCUCUUGCACUUGCAAGGAGCCACGAUGAUACGAAAGCAACAAACAAUGAUGAUGAUGAUGAAGACGAUGAUAAACUGCUGAAUGACGUGUAAAUAACUGUUACAUUUACUAGAAAUGCAAUGAGUGUGUCCAUAAGGAUUAUUGUAUGUAUCUGCUGGGUUAGCUGUUUAGAGUUAGAUCUUCUGUAUGUGCUCACUGUGUGUUGCUGUUCAAACAUGAUUAAUUAAUUAACACAAACUUAGAAAAGCAAAACUCAUAACUUAGCUGGAGUGACAUUAUAACAUAAACUGUUGUUGUGCACUGACAGUCAAAUGUGUAGUAACACCUGAAUAUGAUAAAAGUU